This is a messenger RNA of Fukomys damarensis (Damara mole-rat), 353 nucleotides long. RefSeq names its product phosphatidylinositol 4-phosphate 3-kinase C2 domain-containing subunit gamma-like. The transcript has 3 exons. The record is from RefSeq and is a predicted model, not a curated record. The annotation marks the transcript as partial. Lineage: Eukaryota; Metazoa; Chordata; Mammalia; Rodentia; Bathyergidae.
AAUGUUCAUCGGAGUUCAGAGACUUCAGCAAAAGGCUUUAUGGAGAAAGCAACAACAAAACUGUCCACGUCCAUCUACCAGCUAAUUGGCAUGUACUGUAGCAGCUUCUACACCGAUUUUCAGCCGGUCAGGUCAGCCGGAAGCAUCCCCGCGGUGCACCCCGGGAUACAUUCCCACCUCAGCUUCACGGUGUCCGCGGUGCACAAUGUCCCAGAGUCGUGGGUGCACAGCUAUAAAACAUUUUCGUUUUCCUGCUGGCUUACAUAUGCCGGAAAGAAGUUGUGCCAAGUGAGAAACUACAGAAAUAUUCCGGUCAAAAAAUUAUUUUUCUUCUUGAUCAACUGGAAUGAAAU